Myotis davidii is the source of this 1212-nucleotide messenger RNA. It is a transcript of the gene DST, whose product is annotated as dystonin. Gene Ontology annotation, molecular function: actin filament binding. Gene Ontology annotation, cellular component: plasma membrane; cortical actin cytoskeleton; cell projection. The record is from RefSeq and is a predicted model, not a curated record. The annotation marks the transcript as partial. Gene Ontology annotation, biological process: actin cytoskeleton organization. The transcript has 10 exons. NCBI's taxonomy places the organism in Eukaryota, Metazoa, Chordata, Mammalia, Chiroptera, Vespertilionidae.
GCUUCCUGGUCUUGCUGAGACCCUACAGCAUCCAAUGCGCCCUCUUCCUCUUGUUGCUUCUGCUAGGCACCAUCGCCACCAUCGUCUUCUUCUGCUGCUGGCACCGCAAGCUCCAGAAAGGGAGGCAUCCGAUGAAAUCGGUCUUUUCGGGUCGUUCCAGGAGCAGAGAUGCUGUUAUGAGAUCUCACCACUUUCGUUCUGAGGGAUUCAGAGCAAGCCCCCGGCAUAUUCGAAGGCGAGCUGCAGCGGCCGCGGCCGCCCGUCUGGAGGAAGCCAAGACUGUGGUGGAAGCUCAUCAUCCGAGUGAGCAAGACAGCUCAGCGAGGAAGCGGAGAAUCAAGAAAAACAGCCGCGUCCAGCCGGAAUUCUACCACUCCGUCCAAGGCGCUGCGACCAGAAGGCCUAGUUCCGGGAACGCGUCCUACCGCUGCUCUAUGUCUUCCUCUGCGGAUUUUUCCGAUGAGGAUGAUUUCAGCCAGAAAUCUGGCUCUGCAUCUCCAGCUCCCGGAGACACCUUACCCUGGAAUUUGCCUAAACAUGAGAGAUCGAAAAGGAAGAUUCACGGGGGCUCGGUGCUGGACCCCGCCGAGCGGGCCGUGCUUAGGAUAGCAGAUGAACGGGACAAAGUUCAAAAGAAAACGUUUACAAAAUGGAUAAAUCAGCAUCUCAUGAAGGUCCGAAAGCACGUGAAUGAUCUCUAUGAAGACUUAAGGGAUGGACACAACUUGAUCUCUCUUUUAGAGGUUCUUUCGGGAGACACCCUGCCAAGGGAGCGAGAUUUUUUGAAGACCUUACGAUUGGUGAGUGCAACAGAAGCAUGCGAAUAUGAACAGCAUGAGGAUGUGGAGGAUGAGGAUAAGGGGCCCAGAGAAAAAGGUCGGAUGCGUUUUCACAGACUACAGAAUGUACAAAUUGCACUUGAUUAUUUGAAAAGACGCCAGGUGAAGUUAGUGAAUAUUAGAAAUGAUGACAUAACAGAUGGGAAUCCCAAGUUGACUUUGGGAUUAAUAUGGACAAUAAUUUUGCACUUUCAGAUAUCUGAUAUCCAUGUUACUGGAGAGUCAGAGGAUAUGUCUGCGAAAGAGAGAUUGCUGCUCUGGACACAGCAGGCAACAGAGGGUUAUGCUGGCAUACGGUGCGAAAAUUUCACUACCUGCUGGAGAGAUGGAAAACUGUUUAAUGCCAUCAUUCAUAAAUACAGGUAUGGAAUCU